This is a messenger RNA of Cataglyphis hispanica, 3891 nucleotides long. Its product is annotated as beta-1,4-galactosyltransferase 1-like. NCBI's taxonomy places the organism in Eukaryota, Metazoa, Arthropoda, Insecta, Hymenoptera, Formicidae. Gene Ontology annotation, molecular function: N-acetyl-beta-glucosaminyl-derivative 4-beta-N-acetylgalactosaminyltransferase activity. The record is from RefSeq and is a predicted model, not a curated record. The transcript is spliced from 2 exons. The coding region runs from base 8 to 1000 and encodes 330 amino acids. Gene Ontology annotation, biological process: carbohydrate metabolic process; glycosphingolipid biosynthetic process.
UAGGAGGAUGAGAAGCUUCGUCAAUAUUUUCAAGAUGUUCGUCGCGUUCUUUUACGAUUAUGCGCGCGGAUUAUCUUACACGGUAACGACGAUACUCGUAUUAUGUUAUUGCCUGCAUCCAGCGCGUUUCGCCUCCCACUACACCUUCAUCAAGACGGAGAACAUUUAUGAUGAAAUGGAGAGAUCGUAUCCGCCGAGGGAUAACUCCUGCGUGAUAUCAAUUAACGGUAGACGGUCCUCUGAAUUGCUCUAUCCGGAGGAGCAUCCCCGGGAGGAUCCGGUGGCGAUGGCUCGACGACUCGGUAUACUACCGGGUGGCCAAUGGAAGCCUCUCAACUGUCAUCCGCUCUUCAACGUUGCCAUCAUAUUGCCAUACCGCAACCGGCAGAGUCAGCUUGCUAUUUUCAUGAAUUAUAUACACCCGUUUCUGCAGGCGCAGAAUCUGGAUUAUCGGAUAUUUGUCAUCGAGCAGAGCCCGAUGCGCGAGUUUAAUCGUGCUAAGCUCUUCAACGUCGGCUACGCGGAGGCUACCAAAAUUAAUGACUUUCACUGUUUCAUUUUCCAAGACAUAGACCUGAUACCGCAGAACCUCGACAAUAUAUAUGCGUGCACUAAAAUGCCUAGACAUAUGAGUUCCAGUGUAAAUACUUUUCGAUACAAUCUACCUUAUACAGGUCUGUUUGGUGGUGCAAUAGCGUUAACAAGAAAACAAUUUGAAAGAGUGAAUGGAUUUUCCAAUGUUUUCUAUGGUUGGGGUGGAGAGGACGAUGACUUUUACAGUCGCUUACAGUUCAGGGGUUUUCAGAUUACGCGCUUUGGACCUGAUGUGGCGCAGUAUUAUAUGCUAACACAUAAGAAGGAACCUCCUAGUACCGCAAGAUUCACGAAUUUGGAAAAUGGUGCUCGCAGGUACGAUACUGAUGGACUUAACAAUUUGGAAUAUAGAGUAUUGAACCAUCAAUUGCGACCGCUAUACUCUUGGAUUUUAGCCGAUGUGUAAUUUUUAUAUAAGUUUUUUUAUUAUAUAUAUAUAUAUAUAUAUAUAUAUAUAUAUAUAUAUAUAUAGCACAUAUUUUUUAUAAAUUGGCUGAUUAUGAGUUAUAGUAUAUUUAUUUUCCAGUAGCAUCAAAAAAUUUUAUCUUAUACGAAAUACACUAGUCAAACAAAUAUAAUUGCUGGCAUGCUGUGAUAGAACAUAUGAUUAAAUCUCGCAAUGUUAUUUAUGAGUGAUGAUUAAAAUACUAUUGCACUUUUGUGUAUUAAAAUUUGAAAAAUUCUAAGCCUGCAACAAAUAUUUUUUACAAUCAAAAUAAUGCUUUUUUUCAAUAGCAGUAUUGUAAUAAAUUAAUAGUUUGUAAUUAGUUAAUAGUUUGUACAAAAAAUAAUAAUGUAGUUAUGUAACUGAUAAGGUAAUGUGUUGAAGACUGUCAUCAUAAAAAAAGCCAUUUUUUUACACAAUUCCUCAAAAUAAGAAGCAAUAUUAUAUUACUUGAAGAUAUAUAAUAUACUUUUAUUCUAAAUCAUUAUUUAAUCUCAUAUUUUCAUCAUAUUUAUAUACAUAAAAGAAUUGUAGCUAUUUAAUGGCACAAGAAUCCAUUUCAUAAUAGAAAGUACAUUAUAUAAUCUUUGGUUGUAAGAUAUUUAAUACUGACCUUAUACAUGCUCAAAGAGAUUUUGGUCUUUUUAUAUCUCUUGUGUUAUAAUAACACAGUGAUUUUGGUACAUUGUGAUUGUUCCUAGUUUUAGAUAUAAAAUAAAUAAACUUUUUCUGUUAUAAAAUAAAGUCUGAUGUAAUAUUGUAUAAAUAUUUAAAUGCAAUUGAAUUAGAGAAUUCUCUCUAAUAUUGUUCAGUUUACUAACGAUUAUAGUAACAAUUUAUUAUAAUCUUCACUUUUCUAUAAAUUGUAAAUCACUUAAUAUAGAAAUAUCCAAUAUUUUGCUUUAUAUCUCUGAAUAUAAUAAAGAUGAUAGUGAAAUGAUAGUAAAAUGAUUAUAUAAGGUGUGUCAUAUUAUAACACUGAAGUAUUAUAAAUAUGUAUUAAUUUAAUAUUAAAUAUUAAAGAGAAAAACGACUGUAGAAAUGAAAAUGUAAAUAUAAGAUAACUAGUAUAUAAUGUUAUACUGAUCUACAUUUUGUGAAUAUUAAAAAAAAUAUUAUAUAUUAUAUAAGGAAUAUAUUUAAAAUGAUGAAAUACAAAAUUUUAUUGUUUUACUAAGCUUAGAUUAUGACUCUAAAAAAAAAGUAAUAUUUAACAUUCCAGUGUGUUCUUCUUUUUUGACUUUUGUGUGAAAGUAUAGAUUAUAGUAUUAUUAUAUGUAUACACACUCUAUUAUAUAUAACAGCAUAUCUCUCUCUCUCUCUCUCUAUUUUUAUUUCAAAUGUAUAUCCUCUCAUCACAUAUUUAAGAUUUGUAAUAAACCUCGAAAAAUACUAAUAGAAUUGAUUAAAUAUAAAUAAAGGUGAUUAAAUUUAUAAAUUAUACAUUAACAAAAUAUCUCGAUAUAUUUAUAUUUCUAUAAAUAAUAUUAUUUAUCGAGUUAUUUUUUUUUAUGUAAUCUUUAAUAGACUCAGAGACAGAUUGAGUACUUUUUAUUCUUUAUUGCUAAUAUUGUGUUACUCGAUCAUAUUUAUUUGAAAAAGAGAUAUUGAAUGAGAAUGAUGAUUGAGUCAAAUAAGCAAGUUUAGAAAAGUUAAUAUGUAUAGAAAAUAUUCACGUGUUUCCAUCAUGCGAGCAAUAAUAUAUAUCGCAUGUAUAUUUAUUAAUUCUUCUUGAUGUUAUUAAAUACAUGAAUCUCGCACGAUAAUUUUAGAAAAAUAGUAAUAAAUUGUAAGAAUGAUGUUAGAAAUGUGUAUGUAUAGUGACAAGUGUAAAAUGUAUUAUCUCCAAAAAUCAUAAAAAAAAGUGUACAAGAAUAAAUGUACUAUCCAAAAAUAUAUCUUUAUAUUCAGUUUGAUAUAAUUAGAUUGAAGGAAUUUAUUACAUUUCGUUAUGAUAUAAUAAAUAUAAGAUGCGUUAAUAAAAAUCAAAAUAUCUUGAAUAAUAAGAACAGAUUAUGUAUAUUUUUUUUUCAUAGAAGCAGCAAAUUAACACAGUAGUUUUGCGAAGCAAAUUAUUUCUCUUUUUGAACAUAUUAAAAAAGUACUUCUAAUAAUGUAUUUCUAAUAAUGCGUAACAAUAUUCAUAAUAAAGUGAUAUUGUUCAUACAACUCACUUGUUAGGUCAAUGAACAUUUUAUUAUGCUUCAAAAUAUUUAACUUGUGAUUUUCUGUAUUGCUUACAAUUUUAAAGAGAAUUUUUCACGAUCAGAUUUGUUCACCAUCAAUUUUUUUUUACCACUCAUAUUGAUAUACACUCAACUGUACAUAUUAUAUUCUUUGUGAAGAAUAUUAUUGCAUUGAACAAUAACAACUCAUAAUCGACUAUUUCAAUAGAGUGAUUCAUUUUUUCUAUAUCAAAAAUCCACUAUUGAAAAAAUCAGAAAUAAUAUAAUUAAAAGGAUUAAAAGGAGAGAGUUAUUUUCUUUCGCAAGUGUGACACCGCCGUUAUAUAAAUAAAAGUAGAAAAUGGCAUAUAUGUGUAUGUGUAUAUGAAUCUUGACAGUACAUUGUAUUUUUAUAUAUUACAAAAAAGAAAACGAGAUUUCUACAAUAUGCCAUUAUCUUGAAGCAUAUGAAAACAGAAUUUUAUACGAGAAUAUAUGAAAUGCAUAUAUAUUGCAUAGAGUAUACACACAGUUUCAGGAAUUGAUCACUGUGCAAUUAUUGGCAAGUAACUACAGUAUUCGAAUGAUAACAAUACGAGAGUGUAAUUAUGUCUAUGGAAAAUCGAGUACGAGUAAACUUAUAUGUGUGUGUGUGUGUAUGUAUAUAUAUAUAUAUAUAUAUAUAUA